AUGGCUAAAAUGAGGAGCAAUCACCUGGACCUCUACCUAGUUUCAGUGUGGGAGCUGUGCAUGCACUGCAUCACACCUGAUUCUGCGCUGGGGGAGGUGGAGGUGGAGGCUCUCCAGAGGGUGUACGAGCCUCUCGCGCUGGGGGAGGUGGAGGUGGAGGCCCUCCAGAGGGUGUACGAGCCCGGGGAGGAGGCUAUUGCAAUAGAGCUCUAUUUAUUCCUCACACCUUUACAUUUGUUGUGUGGGCGUCCCCAGGCGCUGGGGGAGGUGGAGGUGGAGGCUCUCCAGAGGGUGUACGAGCCCGGGGAGGAGGCGGUGCUCUCCUGUGCGGAGGGGUACUCCCGCGCCGGGGGCUCCCGCGUCAUCGUCUGCACCAACACCGGAGAGUGGACCAGGAUGUCUCUGAAAUGCACACCCAAAAGCUGUCCUCCCCCUGAUGACCUGGCUCAUGGGAAGAUUGAGUUUACCGACAUCGUUUACAAAAGCGUCCUGAACUACACUUGUGAUGAGGGGCACAUCAUGAAUGGGACGAACUCCAGCACCUGUUUGCACGACGGAAAAUGGAGUAACCCUGCCCCAGUUUGUGAACCGGUCACCUGUGGUCUAGCCCCUAUUCCUCAUUAUGCUAAAGUCAUUUAUGACAAAAAGCCAGUUGGAAACGUCGUCACUUACGGAUUCGGGGGGCGAUAUGAGUGCAACCCUCCUUUGGCGAUGUUCGGCAAUGAGAGAGCCCACUGCACAGCCAAUGGGAACUGGUCUGAACCUCCAACAUGUAAAGCUGUGGUUUGCCCCGCCCCCACUGGGUUAGCCAAUGGGUUCAUCACGUUUGCAGUGAUGCGAGAGCAUGGUUACAAGGAGAGGGUGAAGUACGGCUGUGACGCCAACUACGUCUUAGACGGAGCAGCUGAGGUGGAGUGUGAGAAGACGGGCCAGUGGUCCCACAAGCCAGUUUGCAGAGCUCCAUGCAGCGUCGGUAUUAAAAGAGGUCGCAUCUUCUACAAUGCCAAAAAGAUAUGGAUUGAGGACUUCAAGCCAAACAGACUUCUUCACGGAGAGUAUGUGGCCGUGUACUGCCUGAACAAACAGCAGAAAUGUGGGUAUCCGGUGGCAACGCAGUGCGUCGAUGGAAACCUGACCAUCCCAGAAUGUUAUGAGGAACCAGGCAAGACAACAUACAACUUGAAGUCAGGCUCCCUUCCAUCUGAGAUCAAGAUGUGCGGUGCAGCAGUGGCCUAGUGGUUACAGAGUUGGUCUUUCAACCUGGGGGUUGUAGGUUCGAAUCCCCCCUGACCUCUCCCUACAUCUCCAUCCAUGGCUGAAGUGCCCUUGAGUAAGGCACCUAACCCCACAUUGCUCCAGGGCCUGUAACCAAUACCCUUAAAAAUAAUAAUAACUGUAAGUCGAUUUGAAUAAAUGAAAGCGUCAGUUAAGUGCAAUGUAAUGCACUGUAAUGUAAUGUAAUUUAAUGUAAUGAUCCACAGCAAAGUUAGUGUUUAGGAGCCAUUGCUUUAUAUAUGAAGUUUCAGCCAACAAAGUAGCUACCAUAGCCUUCCCUGUUACCAUGUAUCCUCUUAUUCCAUAUUUGUUUUUAUUUUUGAUUUUUAAUUCUGUGUAUUGGUCCCAGUCUUAAGUCCUUGUGCUGUGUUGACCUGUGGUCUCUGUCUUUAUGUUGUUUCAUUAGCCUAUUUGUUGUCUGUCCUGAAUGUUUUAAAUACCUGCUGCAAAUCUAAUUUCCCCUUGUGGACAAAACAAAUUGAACUUGAACUUGACGUUGAACUUGAA
Engraulis encrasicolus (European anchovy) is the source of this 1782-nucleotide messenger RNA. RefSeq names its product beta-2-glycoprotein 1-like. The transcript is spliced from 12 exons. The record is from RefSeq and is a predicted model, not a curated record. Bases 1 to 1236 code for a protein of 411 amino acids. NCBI's taxonomy places the organism in Eukaryota, Metazoa, Chordata, Actinopteri, Clupeiformes, Engraulidae.